This is a messenger RNA of Komagataella phaffii GS115, 1086 nucleotides long. Its product is annotated as Peptidyl-prolyl cis-trans isomerase (cyclophilin). The transcript has a single exon. The coding region runs from base 1 to 1086 and encodes 361 amino acids. NCBI's taxonomy places the organism in Eukaryota, Fungi, Ascomycota, Pichiomycetes, Pichiales, Pichiaceae. The record is from RefSeq and is a predicted model, not a curated record. Gene Ontology annotation, biological process: protein peptidyl-prolyl isomerization; protein folding. Gene Ontology annotation, cellular component: intracellular membrane-bounded organelle. Gene Ontology annotation, molecular function: protein binding; peptidyl-prolyl cis-trans isomerase activity.
AUGACUCCCCGUUCUCAUAUUUUCUUUGACAUCUCCAUCAACAACCAGCCAGCUGGCAGAAUAAUCUUUGAGCUCUUCAAUGACAUUGUUCCUAAGACAGCAGAGAAUUUUAGAGCUUUAUCUACUGGUGAGAAAGGUAUAGGUAAGUCUGGGAAACCAUUGCACUACAAGGGUUCUACUUUCCAUAGGAUCAUUAAGGAUUUUAUGGUACAAGGUGGUGACUUUACCAACGGUAACGGUACUGGAGGCGAAUCCAUAUAUGGAGAAAAAUUUGAAGAUGAAAAUUUCCAAUUGACUCAUGACAAACCGUUCCUUCUCUCUAUGGCAAACGCUGGACCAGGAACUAAUGGAUCCCAGUUUUUUAUCACCACCGUUCCUACUCCUCAUCUGGAUAACAAGCAUGUAGUGUUUGGAAAAGUAAUUGCUGGUAAAGCCACAGUUAGAAAGAUUGAAAGAAACUCCGAAGGUGAAGCUCCAAUUGAACCCGUUGUCAUUGAGGACUGUGGUGAACUUCCAGAAGACGCAGAUUUGACCAUCUCCGACGAGACUGGAGACAAGUAUGAGGAAGUUCUGAAAGAUAAUGAGAACAUAGACAUCGAUGACUUUGAACAGGUCUACCAGGCCAUCACUGAAAUCAAAGAAUUGGGUACAAAGUAUUUCAAAAAUGGUGACACCAAAAUCGCCUUCGAAAAGUAUCAAAAGGCUGCUAAUUAUUUGCUGGAAUACAUACCAUCAGAUUUAUCAGAGGAACAGAGCUCUAAGUUGGAGCUGCUAAAAACAUCUGUCUUCUCCAACGUGGCAUUGGCUGGACUGAAAGUUUCCAAGUUCAAAGACACGAUUAAGUAUGCCACAUUGGUCAUUGAGGAUGAAUCUGCGGAUGCAAAGGCCAAGUCCAAAGGCUACUACCGUAGAGGAAGUGCUUACAGCUCACUGAAAGACGAAGAUUCAGCCAUCUCAGAUUUCCAGAAAGCACUUGAAUUAUCCCCAGGUGAUCCUGCAAUUAGCCAAUCUCUACAAAGAACCACGAAGGCCAGAAAAGACCGUCUUGCCAAAGAGAAAGCUGCUUUGUCUAAGUUCUUUGAGUAG